Notolabrus celidotus (New Zealand spotty) is the source of this 3261-nucleotide messenger RNA. It is a transcript of the gene spry2, whose product is annotated as sprouty RTK signaling antagonist 2. NCBI's taxonomy places the organism in Eukaryota, Metazoa, Chordata, Actinopteri, Labriformes, Labridae. The coding region runs from base 1336 to 2370 and encodes 344 amino acids. Gene Ontology annotation, cellular component: cytosol; membrane. The record is from RefSeq and is a predicted model, not a curated record. The transcript is spliced from 8 exons. Gene Ontology annotation, biological process: animal organ development; negative regulation of MAP kinase activity; multicellular organism development.
CCUGACAUUGAACACACCUUAACGUAAAUCGUUAGCGCGCUUUAGUUUAAAUGUUUAGUUAGCUUAGUCCCGUUAUUCAACAUUUAAUCACUAUUUUAGACUUUUGUGACUUGCUGUAAAGUUUGGGUGAGACAUAAAUGCUGCUUUGAGAGGAGGAGGAGGAAUUCCCACCGAAGAAGCAGCUGCUGACGGAGUUUCCUCAACAUGAAGACAGCAGAAGAGGACACACCGGGACACGCCAGGACCGCCUGCCACGUUUGAUAAUCACCUGAAGUCUCCUUUGAUCACGUGGUAAGCUGUAUCGACACACUGAUGGGGAGAAUCAACAGGGUCAGGCUCUGUGGCAGGGAGUCAGGCGUCGUGAGGGCUGGAGAUGGAUGAUCCUGGCGUACAGGAGGCUGAGCUCGGAAUGGAUCAUCCAGUACGACUACGAUGACCUCGGGAAACAUGGUUCACCGACUGCAGAGUCCCGCUUUUGAAAUCUCAAUGUCAACCCAUUUCCCUGACCUUAACUUCAUGUGAGGUCCAGGGACUCCAAGGACGUGCCGAGAAACUGUGUGGAGCCUUUGCUGCGUGACCUCCGACCUUGUCAAAUUUGGCCAUGGAGCACUUCCUGUAUGGACUGGAAGUCAAGAACAACAACAGGACGAUAUUGCAAAACAGGUUGAAGCACAGACCAUCAUGUGACUGUCCUUACAUCAUGAUGUCACAGCUUCAUCAUCCUGCUGGGUAAGCAGUCCACCAGCAGCGUUUGGCUCUGCAUUGAUCAGCCUGGUGUGAAUGGCUGCUCUCUAGCAGCCAAUGGCUGAACACCGGAUGCGAGAUAUCCGCUGCAACAACAAGCGCUCUGUUCCCCCUUCAGCUUGACGCCAUUUACAGCCCAAACCCCGACCUCCCCUCCGGAAAGAGAAAAAAAAAAAAAACCUCACACAUUAGAAGAAGUACUCGCGAGCCCCCCGAGCUUUGCUGGAGGAACACACCGAAUUGAAAGUACUCCUGGGUGUCAGUUUCUCUCCCUUUCUGCGUCUCCUCUCUUCUUUUUUUGAACGCUGUGGAGUCAAGUGAAGUUUUACGCUCCGGAGGUGACUGAAGUUUUCGCCGCGUGUUCGUGCGUAAAACAUGGGAUUUACGUCUUAGCGCUGCUUUCAGGAGAAUGAGCUCCGGUUGGAAACUUUCUCAAUGGAUUUUAUCGACGACUUGCCUGACUGAGUGACUGAUGAAGGGACUAAACUCUCUCUCCAAUCGGAUUUAUUUCACCUAAGCAGGGGCCAAAGCGUCGAAAACACGGACUUCAGAUGUGUCCCAUGCCAGCCAGAGCAGCCCUUCAGUCCCGAGAUGGAUCCCAGAAGUCAGAGCGACAGCGAAGGGGGAGGAGGACGCCACCACGGGUGGUCACCGCCACUGACCCGCUCGCUGGACCGGCAGCUUGGCGAAAGGAGACCGCUGCCACCGCCAACCCAAGAUAGUCCACCUGAUUCUGGGCAACCGACGCAUGCUUCAGCGGUGUUGUCUCUGGAUGAGAUCAGGAUCACCGGGAGUAGUAAUGAGUACACAGAAGGGCCCACGGUUGCGCAAAGGUCUCCAGCCUCACAGCUUCGGCAACAGAAGAGCGACUCGACUGAGUCAACCGGUUCAAGGACCAGCGGGCAUCAGGAGACCCAGGAAGAGAGGCAGAAUAAUCUCCUCAACCAGCAUUCUAUGACUCUAUUUGGAGACAUGCAUACUCCUUCUUCCAGGGAGGGCAUGCUACGGUCAUCCAGUUUGGAAGACUCGCAGAGGACCAGUGAGGGGAGCAUCUCGUCAGGCCAGAGGCUCCUCAGCAGCAUGGCGGGCAGCAGCCAGAUAAUCAGAACACAGCCGACCAGCACAGAGAUCAUUUCAGAGGAGCUGAAACCUUUGACCAGCGAGUCCAGGGCUGUGACGGCCGUACCGGGCAGCAGAAGCUCCAAACUCCAAGGUGUGCACUCCAACAAGUGCGAGGACUGCGGGCGGUGCUGUUGCGCAGAGUGCCGGCGCCCCCGGGUGCUCCCUUCCUGCUGGAUGUGCGGCCGCCGCUGCAUGUGCUCCAUGCAGAGCGUGGUGGAAUACGGGACGUGCGUGUGCUGCGUCAAGGGGCUCUUCUACCACUGCUCCAGCGACGACGAGGACACGUGCGCCGACAAGCCCUUCUCGUGCUCGCAGCAGCACUGCUGCGUACGCUGGACUACCGUGUCGCUCCUCUCCCUGCUCUUCCCCUGUCUCCUGUGCUACCUCCCGGCGAAAGGAUGCCUCGCCGCGUGCCAGAGCUGCUACGACCGCGCGUUGAGGCCGGGCUGUCGAUGCAAAAACCCAAAACCCAUCCACUGUGAGGAUUCUGGCAAGCCGACGUAGAUGGGAUAAGCGUCUUGUGUGCGACGGUUGGAGAGACUCCACGUUGAGUGACGAUGGCUACUAGUUUUAAAGUGUGAUUAGCAAGCUAACGCCGCUGAGUUCUUGUUCAGAUACUGUAGAAUCCGCUCCAAUACGCCUUGAGCUUCAACUUUAGAGGCUGCUUGACGAAAACCCAUUCCCGGUAAAGGCACUGGAGGUGCAUUCACUCACCCCUAGCAUUCACUUGAAAGGUAAACCAAAAUAAGCGCUCCCCAUGUCCAGAGGUGUGAAGACAUAUUCAACUACUGUUGUCCUGAAACAAAUGUUAAACUUGUGUUGUUGCUCUGAGAGUCCAAACAGAUAGCCUUUUUUUUAACAUUUAAUACAACUUAUAUGCUAAGAACAGACUCCUGUUACUAACUGUAUGUAAAGUAGUCCAUUCAAAAGGGUGUGUACAGUAGAAUUGAGCUAAACAGAUGUUUUAUUUUUGUACAUACAUAAUAAUUCUUCAACUGUGAAAAGUUUCGCCUUGAUGAAUCUACAUUUCUAUGAAUCUGUCAACGUCUUGGUACAUUCACUGAAAUGUAUGUCAAUCAUUCUAUGUGGUUCACAAAUAAGUCUUAUCCCUUCUACUUGUAAAUUGUACAGCGACCCUGUAUGAGAAAUUUAUUUUCUAAUUCCAACAUUACUUAGUGUAAAGUUAAAAAAAAAAGUCUAUAUAUUUAUUUGAAGGUUUAUUAUUUUAUAAUGAAAAAUAUUUAUUUUGAGAAAGCAUUGUUAAUGUGUCACCGCUAACGGGGCUCUUUCUGUUGUGGAGGUGACCUGUAUGAGUGUCGAAGCUGGAUGAAUAGUUCACUAUGAAUUAGAAGACAAAUAUAUUAACGUUUGAAAUUAAACAACCUUGAAGUUUGA